Molecule: messenger RNA, 2247 nt
Organism: Uranotaenia lowii
Lineage: Eukaryota; Metazoa; Arthropoda; Insecta; Diptera; Culicidae
Gene: Grasp65
Product: Golgi reassembly-stacking protein 2
Exons: 3
Coding region: 95-1702 (535 amino acids)
Biological process (GO): Golgi organization
Cellular component (GO): Golgi apparatus
Molecular function (GO): protein binding
Source: RefSeq, a predicted model, not a curated record
AAGUGUUCACCAUUUGUGCAGCAAAAUCCGGUCGUGUUCCGAAAAAAUCUCCGGAAAAUAGUGAAAUAAUCGAACUUCCCUCGCAUCCAUCGUUAUGGGAUUAAGUCACAGUAUUUCGGUGCCCGGUGGCGGAACCGAGGGCUAUCACGUUUUAAGGGUUCAGGAUAAUUCGCCGGGGCAGAAGGCCGGUUUGGAAGCGUUCUUUGAUUUUAUACUGGCGAUCGGGAAUACCCGAUUGGAUCAGGACAAUGAUACCCUGAAGGAGCUGCUGAAGGCAAACAUUGACAAGGAGAUCCAGAUGACGAUAUUCAGCAGCAAGACUCAAAACAUACGGGUGGUCAAUAUUAUGCCAAGUACCAGCUGGGGUGGCCAAGGCUUGUUGGGUGUCAGUAUAAGGUUCUGUUCAUUUGAGGGUGCGAAUGAGAACGUUUGGCAUAUUCUGGAAGUACACCCGUCGUCGCCGGCCGAAGAAGCCGGAUUGAUUCCGUUUACGGAUUAUAUAAUUGGGGCGGAUUCGAUUUUGCAUGAGAGUGAAGAUCUGUUUACGCUGAUCGAGUCACAUGAAGGGCGUCCAUUGAAAAUGUACGUGUACAAUAUUGAUCGGGAUGCUUGCCGUGAGGUAACGAUAACGGCCAAUAGUAAAUGGGGUGGAGAAGGAAGUCUGGGUUGUGGAAUUGGCUACGGGUAUCUGCACCGAAUACCGAUUCGAAUGUUUCCCACCGAUGGCAAAACUCCACAAGCUACGCUACCGGUUGCCACGAGUCAAGCUAUGCAAUCUGUUCCGACUUCGGUUCCGACAGGAGAUUCUAAUGCCAACAAAUCUAUCCCGUUUAUUCCGAUGGUUCCUCCAUUGACCAAUACCUUUGUGUCCGCACCUUCCACGGCACAUUCGGACCUUCUAACAGUUUCCCAACCACCUUCGACCGAAACUUCCAGUCUAACGGAUCAGUUUUCGAAACUGUCCACCAGCACCACAACAGAUCAAGCAAACAACAACCAACACGUAACUUCGCCAGCUACUCCUGUCCUCAAUCAGACGGUAGCUUCACCGCCAAUUAUUACCGGCGAGUCUUUUUACACACCUCCAACGGCUGUAAUCCCGGUGUCAUCAUCGGCGCAUGACAUCAACGCUUCGCCAUCCCCGGGUACUGACGUGGCAGCAACGAUUCCCAUGUACAAUCCGGGAGCUCCUCCUAUGACAAAUUACUCGUAUCCAGCUGCGCCACCUUCAUCUCAUCCGCCGGUUGUAAAUCCGGGCGUGUUCGGUUCCGAUGUUCCCCCGCCCUCAUCGCUGGGUUCCGAUUUCUAUCAAAACUAUGGAAGCGUUGGAGCAGCUGCAACUCUAGCUAGUAGUUUCCAACCGGCCAGCCUUUCGUACCCGUCCAGUGUCGUCGAUUUUCAUCAGCAGCCUGGUCAACUUCCGGCAGCUGCCGCUCCCCAACAAAUGUACGCCGCUGGCCAGGCCCCAGCUCCGAUCCAGAUGUACUCUACCUUCCCACAACAACAACAACAAACGACGAUCCUGGACCCAAUGACUGCACCACCACCGGUGCCUAUGUUCCAAACUAGUGCAGUCACGACGCCCAUUUCUCUCCCCGGAAUGCCCCCGAUCACGGUUAGUGCUACCAUUCAGGCCGAAGCCCUGCAAGGACUUCAGUUCUCGACGGCCACCGGUGCCAGCUUACCGACCUCGGGACAGUAGGUUGAACGAGACAAAACAAUGGCUGCGGUUUGUAUAUAUUUAUAUCUGCAUGUUUGGAAGCGCUUGUGCAUCAUUCUAAAUGCAUCCCGGGGGACCGAUGAUAGGUAAGUCCGUUUUUCGCUCUUUUCAAAUUAGAUACGAGCUAUGAAAAAAAAGAUAAGGAAACAACAAUCGGUGCGCUUACUUUUGCGUUACACAAGUAAGAAGUUUUUUGCCUAAUUUAAUUAUGUUGAAGCAUUAUUUAAGACUAUUUUAUCUUUAAACUGUUAGCACGUACUAUCACGUACUAAUCAAACGAAAAAAAAUCAAAUCAGAUGAUUAUCUUUUCCGGAAACAUUUAUUUAACGUAUAAUUUAGUUAAAUUAAAAUCUAGUUUAAAUGAAUAAAAUGAAAAUUAUUCUAAUUUUUUGUUUCUGUUUUUGGUAACUAAACCAUUAGAAAAAUACAGAACCUAGAUUUAUAAACGACAAAGGCAUUUUGUGGAAUAUGUUGAUUUUUUUUGAGUAAACAAUUGAACAGUAUCGCAAUAAAAGUUAUCCUAUACA